AUGCCAACUGAGAAAUAUGACUUCGCGAAGGAGUUUGAGGAAAUAUACAUUUCCAAGCAAAGUGCUGCUCCCAGUAUCAUGAGCGACAGCAGGCGCGUCCGGCUCCAAAGUUACCCCCCUCUCGGUCAAGUAACGCAGAUGGGAAGUGAAAAUGCCGCUUUCACUGCGGUGCUGGAAAUACCACGAGAUCGUGUCCAAGAACCGUGGGAGGUUUCUCUAUGGCUCUCCGUUGACCAAAGCGAAUGGAAAGAAUCGAGACUCGACAAAGUCGAGGCUCGACCGGAGCCGCAAACACUUCAAUGUCUACCAAGUUCGAUGUGCAGGCUUUAUUUUUCGUCCUCCAUACCCUUCUCAUCUUCCGUCCAGUUCACGCUGAGAUUUCGCCACGAUCGGGAUCAGCCAUGGAAAUGGAUUUCUGACGAACAAGGCCUAAGGGACGGUCACAUUGUGGCCUCCUCCUCUGAUCACCGGUCGGACGAUAUUCAAACUCUGAUAGCCGAUCUCAAUGGCGAAUGGAAGGCGACAUCACACAUGAGCCAAGCGCCUGAAACUCAGCUGUGGUCUCUCGAAGCAACCAUUCUCCGCGCACAAGGGGACACAUCUACUUUCAAAGACAUCGAAAUUGGGAUGCCAUGGGGGGUGAUUCUAAGGUGGUUUGCUCUCGUACGCCUAUGGAGUCCAUGGCUGGCUCCAAGACAGGGCAGGGACUGCUUCUCCCUUGACAAGGAAGCCGUUCUCUGUUGCUUCAUGAACCCCCAAGGAAGAAACCUAGUAUUUCUCGCCGUCAAUGGGCUACAGGACGUAUUGUACGUCAUGCGCAGUACGGAGAAAGGCGGCAUAUCUGUCCACGCAAGGAAUGACGGAACAGCAGACGAAACGGUAACUGUGCUCGUAUCAGAAGGGGCUGACUUGGAACGUGCCGUCGCCGCUGUCAUGUAUCACGCCCGCACUCUCGUAUCCAGAACCAAGCGAACAACCCAGGGCUGGGACGAGCAGACGCGAUCCCUCACCGAAGCUGGCAAACCGACGUGGGAGGAGAACUGGCAUGACGGGCUCGGAUACUGUACGUGGAAUGGGCUGGGUCAAAAGUUGACAGAAGGAAUGAUUCUGGAUGCUGUAAAACGCUUAUACGACCAUGGAAUCAACAUCACGAGCCUCAUCAUAGACGACAAUUGGCAAUCGAUCGACUUCAAAGGGGACGGGCAAUUUCAGUACGCGUGGCUCGACUUUGAAGCUGAACGAAAAGCGUUUCCGGAUGGCCUCAAAGCUAUGGUGUCCCGCCUUAGGCAGCAGCACCCGGGCCUCCAGCAUAUUGCCGUCUGGCACGCGCUUCUGGGCUACUGGGGCGGGAUCUCUCCUACGGGAAGGAUCGGGCAAGCAUACAAAACGGUUGAAGUUGUUCGCGAGGAGUCGAAACGUCGAAAUCUCCCUCUUGGCGGCCGCAUGACUAUCGUGGCCAAGGAGGACGUCGAGAAGUUCUACGAUGAUUUCUAUCGGUUUCUCAUCGACGCCGGGAUCGACGGCGUCAAGACGGACGCACAAUUUAUGAUAGACACCUGGGCAGGCGCAGAGGCUCGGCGCGAACUCAUCAACACGUACCUGGACGUAUGGACAACCACCUCAUUCAGAUACUUUGGCGCUAAAGCAAUCUCCUGCAUGUCACAGUUUCCGCAGGCCAUGUUUCGUUCCCAGAUGCUCCAGAAUCGGCCUCCGCUGCUGGUCCGCAACUCCGACGACUUUUUCCCCGAAAUCCCGGCUUCACACCCCUGGCACGUGUGGGCGAACGCACACAACAGCAUCUUCAUGCAGUACCUAAAUGUACUUCCGGACUGGGACAUGUUUCAGACCGUGCACAGUUACUCGGAGUUCCAUGCUGCAGCGAGGUGUGUCAGCGGUGGUCCCAUCUACAUCACGGACGUUCCUGGGGAACACAACAUGGAGUUGAUCAGGCAGAUGACGGGGAUCACGCCAAGAGGAGCGACUGUGAUAUUCAGACCCAGCGUCGUGGGCAAAUCAAUCGCUCCCUAUACAGGAUAUGAUGACAAUCUGCUUCUCAAGGUUGGGAGCUAUCAUGGUGAUAUCCCCGCAACCCUCGAAAGUCGAUGCGGCGGGCAGCGACUGACUGAAAAUGAAACAGGGCCCGCACAAUCGGGAACCGGAAUAGUUGGACUCUUCAACAUCUCGGCCCGAUCACUGACCGAGAUCAUUCCCCUUUCCGAUUUUCCGGGGACGGGAUCGUUUGCCCAAUACGUCGUGCGCGCGCAUACGACGGGCAGGGUGUCGGAGCCAAUGAAACCAGGGACGCCAAACUCGCUUGUAACAACGACACUUGAUGUUCGAGGCUACGAAAUUCUCUGCGCCUUUCCCUUGGUCUCACUCAAGGGUCACAAACAUGGAAACGGUUGGGCAGGAAACUUUGGCCUCGUCGGCAAGAUGACCGGCUGCGCAGCCAUCGCAAGCAGCCGAAUAAGUCAGCUGAAGAACGGUAGAGUGUCUGUGAAAACAAGGCUCAGAGCACUAGGCGUGCUCGGUAUGAAACGAAAGCUGAGAUGUGACGGGCACGGGCUGAUGAAAAUUGCAGGCAUCUACGUCUCCACGCUGCCGACGAUGACGAUAGACGACGACAUUAUGACGACGAUGCAUGACCGACCGAUACCCCGACAUACCGUGAGCAUUUCCAAGGACGCAGAGUACGUGCUGGAGGUCGAUAUUGAAACGGCAUGGAAGGAGAUGGGCCUGCAUGGUGGCCAGCUGGACGAGGUGGAAGUCAAGAUUGACUUUGAUGCAUAA
This is a messenger RNA of Drechmeria coniospora, 2790 nucleotides long. RefSeq names its product putative galactinol--sucrose galactosyltransferase 6. Lineage: Eukaryota; Fungi; Ascomycota; Sordariomycetes; Hypocreales; Ophiocordycipitaceae. The record is from RefSeq and is a predicted model, not a curated record. The transcript has 4 exons. Bases 1 to 2790 code for a protein of 929 amino acids.